Rhizophagus irregularis DAOM 181602=DAOM 197198 is the source of this 835-nucleotide messenger RNA. NCBI's taxonomy places the organism in Eukaryota, Fungi, Glomeromycota, Glomeromycetes, Glomerales, Glomeraceae. The record is from RefSeq and is a predicted model, not a curated record.
UCUCUCAUUUAUUAUUUACGGCUAAAGCUGCAAAUUCGUGAAUUUCGUCAUGUCGAAAUUGUCGAAAUUAUUUUUCUAUUUCGUCAUUUGCAUUUUGGUCAAUUUUAAUAAUAGAAUAAUUUCGUCAUGUCAAAAUGUCAAAAUGUCAAAAUUAUCUUUACCAUUUCGGCAAUGAUCUUUUUAUUUUUGGCAAGCAACUUUAUUUACGGCUUUAACAAUGUCAAUGAGUGAUAUUGAAUCUAUGUCCAGUGAUAGCUCUAAUAGUGAUCUUUUACUGAAGAAUUUCUUAAAUGACAGCGACUUAAGUGAUAAUGAAGUCUGCUUUAUUAAUACUGCGGAAACAAAUACAAAUUUAACAUUAGAAGUUGGCUUAAGAAUUAGACCAGCCUAAGAAUAUGAAUAACCUAUCAAAAUUUGAUCAGGAAAAUGUUAGAAAUCUCGUGAUAAGACAUCCAAAGGGAAGACCGCCAGGUAAUACCAGAUUUAAAAGACCUUUAGAAAUUUCAAAUGACUCUAAUAAAAUCACUAAUGGGCGGAAUCAAAAUAAGUGUAGUUAUUGUAGUAAUAAAAGACAUAAUCAUACUACUUGUUCAUCAAAUCCUGUCAAAAGAAAAAAAGAAUGACAAACAAAAAUUCUAAUUGGUAGUUAUUAUGAGUUGGUUAGCGUUGACUUAGGGUUAGGCGUUGGCUUAGGGUUAGGCGUUGCUUAGAGUUAGAUUAGGGAGUUGGUUUAGGGUUAAGAGUUGCAUUGUCUAAAAUUGAUGUGCGGAAUGCUCGCUUCGAGCAUGGUAAUUAAUUUGCGCACAAUAUAAUUUUGUUUAUGGUUAGGAGUUGC